AGCUAAACGAGCUCAAUAAAAAGAUCGUCGAGAUCAAGAAGAAAAUCCAGUUGUCAGAGGGCCAAAGAAAGGCUAAUUUUGAGGAAUAUGAUGCAAAGAAACGUGAAAAUGCUCAAAAAAUUUGUGAUCUCAAGAAGAAAGUCAAAGAGCUUUACAUGAAAUAUGCAAGAGCGAAAAAUGUAGUAAUAAAGAAGCGAUGGAACGCGCGGCUCUGCUCAGCCGUGAUUCCAUAGCUUGCGUGAACAAAUGUAAUUUGGAGGAGAUUAUAACCACAGCGAGUGGGAACAAUGUGCGCCUAAGGAAGAAACUAGAUCUAGUUAAAUAUGAAAAAGAGAAGCACGAACGUACUUUGAAUAUUUUGCAAACAGAAAGCAAGGUAUUGGCGCAUAGACGCAAUCAUUGUGUGUUCAAGAAGAAGACGGAAAAUCCUAUGAAGAAGAAAAUCGAGACAUUGGAAGUACAACUGGAGCACAUCCGAAUGAUGCAAAUUAAGGCAAAUAUUGCGCGCAUGAAGUACCGUUCCGUUUGUUCUGAAUUAAAAGAGAAAUCGGUCUUUUACGCUUCCUCCUUGCAAGAUCUAGAAGAUGGCAUAAGGCAACAGGAAAACGAGAUCAAGCGCUUACAGGGAGUGAAGGAGGAAGCUAUAGAAUUGAAAGACAGCACUCAAGAGACUCUGGUAAAAGAGGAGAUCGAGGAGACAAAUUCUAGCAAAAAACGUGACUCUGUCAUCAAGGAGUACAGGCAGCGCGUAUCGGAACGAAAGAUGGAAUUGGAGCGGCUGGAACGUAUGAUAUUCCAGACCCGUACACGGGACGAUUUUGAAACACGUGGGAAAAGUCGCGUACAGGUACAAGAGGACAUGAUCAAGGACGAGCUGACGCGACUGGAGGAGGCGUUCGCCAAGCUGCGGAACGCCACCGGAGUGUCCAGGUCCGAGGAAGUUCUGAACCGGUUUCUGGGUCAGCAGGCGACCAAAGAGAGUCUGCAGAAAAUGCGAACGGCCACGGAACAAGAGAAGGUGGUGUUAGAAAAGAAGAGGCAGGAGCUUAACGCCGAGAUAGAGACGAGGAAAUUUUCGGAAACAAAGAGCGCCGAACAAAACGCGGAAGUAGUGGCAAAACUUAACUCGCAAAUCGAUGAACAGCGAUCUCGCAGGGAGAGAGCCGAGAAUGCAAGUCAACGAAUCCGCGAGCUCUUAAACGACGUAACUGGUAUACUGUAUAAACUGUGUGAGAAGUUCCAGCAUGUUACAGAUAUUCCUCUGCUUGAGGAUAUUAAAAUGGAUGAUAUUUUAGUAAUUAUCGAAUUAUUAACCGAUAAAGUCAAACAUGGAAUGGACGUUUUAAGCGCAUCGGACAAAUAUCUUGAAACAAUGGACGAACCCUUGUUAGAUAAGUUAGAGACAUUGUCGAUCGCUACAACCUCGAUAGAAGGCAGAACAAUGCGUGCAAACAACGGUGGGCCAUUGUUUCCAAGAUUUCCUUCUUGUGCGACUCCGGCCGUUCCCGUUUCAGAAGACGAAGACGAAGUUCCGUCCCGAAACGCAUUGAAAAGACAAGCGCAGUUGCUCGUCGAUACCAAGAGCCGUCGUAAAGGAUUCGCUUUUAGGAGAUGAAUUGUUCGGACAUACCAGCUAUUGUAAAAUUUGACCUUUGUGUACUAAGCUUUGAGCUUUAAU
This is a messenger RNA of Wasmannia auropunctata (little fire ant), 1678 nucleotides long. It is a transcript of the gene CCDC151, whose product is annotated as rho-associated protein kinase 1. Bases 197 to 1615 code for a protein of 472 amino acids. Gene Ontology annotation, cellular component: cilium. Gene Ontology annotation, biological process: outer dynein arm assembly; cilium movement. The transcript has 10 exons. The record is from RefSeq and is a predicted model, not a curated record. Lineage: Eukaryota; Metazoa; Arthropoda; Insecta; Hymenoptera; Formicidae.